AUGGCGGUUAAGGUAUGGGUGGUGGCAAUGAUGCUGAUGCAUCACUGUUUCGACGUAGGGCUUGGAGACGCUGGAGGCGAUGGCCUGUGCCUGGGCUCGCCCGACUACGGCGACGCGCUGGCCAAGGCCAUCCUGUUCUUCGAGGGGCAGAGGUCGGGGCGGCUGCCGGCUAACCAGAGAGUCCAGUGGCGCGGCAACUCCGCGCUCGCCGACGGCCGGCCUGAAAACGUUAACCUGACGGGUGGAUACUACGACGCCGGCGACAACGUCAAGUUCGGGUUCCCGAUGGCCUUCACGGUGACCCUUCUGAGCUGGAGUGCCAUCGAGUUCCGCGGCGACGUCGCGGCGGUGGGGCAGCUGGGCAACCUCCGGGCCGCGAUCCACUGGGGCGCCGAUUUCCUGCUCCGCGCACACACAUCUCCCACCACCCUCUAUACCCAGGUGGGGGACGGGAACGCCGACCACGGGUGCUGGGAGCGGCCGGAGGACAUGGACACGCCGAGGACUCUGUACAAGAUCACCGCGGACUCGCCCGGGUCGGAGGUCGCCGGCGAGGCGGCUGCGGCGCUUGCAGCGGCCUACCUAGUGCUCAAGGAAGACGGUGACAAGGCGUUCGCCUCGCGUCUCCUGGCCGCGUCCAAAUCGCUCUUCGAGCUGGCCAACAAUUACAGGGGGUCCUUCCAGUCCUCCUGCCCAUUCUACUGCUCCUACUCCGGCUAUCAGGAUGAGCUGCUCUGGGCCUCGGCAUGGCUCCACCGGGCGACCAGGGAUGGCAAGUACCUCGACUUCCUGCGUCAGAACCAGGGCUCCAGCAACCCCGGCAACGAGUUCAGCUGGGACAACAAGCAGGUCGGAGCCCAGAUGCUCGCAACACAGGAGUAUUUGAAAGGAAGGAGAGAUCUGGCGAGGUACAAGGCCAACUUGGACUCCUUCGUCUGCGCCCUCAUGCCUGACAGCGGCGGCACGCAGAUACGCACAACUCGUGGAGGGCUUCUGUUCACACGCGAUUCGGUGAACAUGCAGUACGCCACCACGGCGGCGCUCGUCCUCUCCGUCUACUCCAAGACGCUCAGGUCCUGGGGCGGCUCCGACGGAGUCCGCUGCAGCGCCGCGAGCUUCUCCCCGGACCAGAUCGCUUCGUUCGCAGCAUCACAGGUCGACUACGUCCUGGGGAGCAACCCCAUGGGCAUGUCGUACAUGGUGGGCCACGGCGACGCGUUCCCGAGGCGCAUCCACCACCGCGCCUCCUCCAUCCCGUCCGUCGAGGUUCUCAGCCGGGCGGUCCCCUGCAAUGAAGGCUUCUCCUCGUGGCUGCCGACGAGCGACCCCAACCCGAACGUCCAUGUCGGCGCCAUCGUCGGAGGGCCUGAUGAGAACGACCAGUUCGGCGACAACAGGGGGGACUCCGCGCACUCCGAGCCGGCGACAUACAUCAACGCCGCCUUUGUGGGUGCAUGUGCUGCUGCCAUGGGGCAGAGUCAGAAACCUGCGUCGCCCACUUUAUCGACUUACAAGUAGAUCACAAAGAUACCAUAUGCACUCGUACUCGUUCCACGCAACGUGAGAUACUAGUAUACUACUACCUAUAUAUAUACACGUUCUGUUGCUGAAUUUCCACGUGUAAUGUACUUGUAGCGUAUCC
This is a messenger RNA of Hordeum vulgare subsp. vulgare (domesticated barley), 1642 nucleotides long. Its product is annotated as endoglucanase 20-like. Gene Ontology annotation, biological process: carbohydrate metabolic process. The record is from RefSeq and is a predicted model, not a curated record. NCBI's taxonomy places the organism in Eukaryota, Viridiplantae, Streptophyta, Magnoliopsida, Poales, Poaceae. Gene Ontology annotation, molecular function: hydrolase activity, hydrolyzing O-glycosyl compounds. The coding region runs from base 1 to 1518 and encodes 505 amino acids. The transcript is spliced from 8 exons.